This is a messenger RNA of Cervus elaphus (red deer), 5132 nucleotides long. RefSeq names its product SEC23 homolog B, COPII coat complex component (gene SEC23B). Gene Ontology annotation, cellular component: endoplasmic reticulum exit site; COPII vesicle coat. Gene Ontology annotation, biological process: COPII-coated vesicle budding; COPII-coated vesicle cargo loading; endoplasmic reticulum to Golgi vesicle-mediated transport. The coding region runs from base 407 to 2710 and encodes 767 amino acids. The record is from RefSeq and is a predicted model, not a curated record. Lineage: Eukaryota; Metazoa; Chordata; Mammalia; Artiodactyla; Cervidae. The transcript is spliced from 21 exons. Gene Ontology annotation, molecular function: zinc ion binding; GTPase activator activity.
ACUUCCCACUGAAGGGAGCGGACGUCUUAUUGGACGGCGGAGAGCUCUUGAGGCGCCCUGGUUGCGCCUAGAAAACAGUUCUGUAUGCGCCGGUGUUCCGUGCGACAGAAAGGUUUAUAGGUGAACGUGGAAAAACGUGUGUUCUGAGGAAUUGUGAUUUUGAGGCGCGAAGCGCGUCUCACUUGCCCUGUUUCAAUAUGGCGGCGCAGCCUGUCUGAGUGUCUUCCUUCCGCUCUCCUGCCCCCAGGCCAUGUUUGAUUGGCCAGCGGGCGGCGCCGUGGAGUGACGCACAAGGGUGCUGACCAAUCGGCUUAGAGCUGAGGUGGACUUGGUGGGAGCCGGAUCCCGGCUUUUAGCAGCUGUGGUUGAGGAAGGCUGCGGCCAGGUGAGCUCCUCCGGCCAGACAAUGGCCACAUAUCUGGAGUUCAUUCAGCAGAAUGAAGAACGCGAUGGCGUGCGAUUUAGUUGGAAUGUGUGGCCUUCCAGCAGACUUGAGGCUACAAGAAUGGUUGUUCCACUGGCUUGUCUUCUCACUCCUUUGAAAGAACGUCCAGACCUGCCUCCCGUACAGUAUGAACCUGUACUCUGCAGCAGGCCGACUUGCAAAGCCAUUCUCAAUCCACUUUGUCAGGUUGAUUAUCGAGCAAAGCUUUGGGCCUGUAAUUUCUGUUUCCAGAGAAAUCAGUUUCCUCCAGCUUACGCAGGCAUAUCUGAGGUGAACCAGCCUGCUGAAUUGAUGCCGCAGUUUUCUACAAUUGAGUACGUGAUACAGCGAGGUGCCUCAUCCCCUCUGAUCUUCCUGUAUGUGGUGGACACGUGUCUGGAGGAAGAUGACCUCCAAGCGCUCAAGGAGUCCUUGCAGAUGUCCCUGAGCCUCCUCCCUCCAGACGCACUGGUGGGUUUGAUCACGUUUGGGAGGAUGGUACAGGUUCACGAACUCAGCUGCGAGGGGAUCUCCAAGAGUUACGUCUUCCGGGGGACGAAGGACCUCACUGCCAAGCAGAUCCAGGACAUGCUGGGCCUGACCAAGCCUGCGAUGCCUGUGCAGCCUGUGCGCCCGGCUCAGCCGCAGGAGCGCCCGUCUGUGUCCAGCAGGUUUCUGCAGCCCAUUCACAAGAUUGACAUGAACCUCACUGAUCUCCUUGGGGAACUACAGAGGGACCCGUGGCCUGUUCCUCAGGGGAAGAGGCCUUUGCGAUCCACUGGUGUUGCCUUGUCCAUUGCUGUUGGCCUGUUGGAGGGCACUUUUCCAAACACGGGAGCCAGGAUCAUGCUGUUCACUGGGGGACCCCCCACUCAGGGACCUGGCAUGGUGGUUGGAGAUGAAUUAAAGGUUCCUAUUCGUUCCUGGCAUGACAUUGAGAAAGACAAUGCCCGCUUCAUGAAAAAGGCAACCAAGCACUAUGAGAUGCUUGCGAAUCGCACUGCUGCAAACGGUCACUGCAUUGAUAUUUACGCCUGUGCCCUUGAUCAGACUGGACUCCUGGAGAUGAAGUGUUGCCCAAAUCUUACUGGAGGCUACAUGGUGAUGGGAGAUUCUUUCAACACUUCUCUCUUCAAGCAGACUUUCCAAAGAAUUUUCAGUAAAGAUUUUAAUGGCAAUUUCCGAAUGGCAUUUGGUGCUACUUUGGAAUUAAAGACCUCAAGGGAGCUGAAGGUUGCGGGAGCCAUCGGACCCUGUGUGUCUCUGAAUGUGAAAGGACCAUGUGUGUCAGAAAAUGAACUUGGUGUUGGUGGCACGAGCCAGUGGAAAAUCUGCGGCCUCGAUCCCACGACGACGCUCGGCAUCUACUUUGAAGUAGUCAACCAGCACAACGCCCCCAUCCCGCAAGGAGGCCGAGGCGCCAUCCAGUUCGUCACGCACUGCCAGCACUCCAGCACCCAGCGGCGCAUCCGUGUGACCACCGUUGCCCGCAAUUGGGCAGAUGUGCAGAGCCAGCUGAAGCACAUUGAAGCGGCGUUUGACCAGGAGGCGGCGGCGGUGCUGAUGGCACGGCUGGGGGUGUUCCGAGCCGAGUCGGAGGAGGGGCCGGACGUGCUCCGGUGGCUGGACCGACAGCUCAUCCGGCUGUGUCAGAAGUUUGGACAGUAUAACAAAGAAGACCCUGUGUCAUUUAGGUUAUCAGAUUCCUUCUCUCUAUACCCUCAGUUCAUGUUCCAUCUUAGAAGGUCUCCAUUCCUUCAAGUCUUCAACAACAGCCCUGACGAGUCUUCGUAUUAUCGGCACCACUUUGCCCGGCAGGACCUCACCCAGUCCCUCAUCAUGAUCCAGCCCAUCCUGUAUUCCUACUCCUUCCACGGGCCCCCAGAGCCCGUGCUCCUGGACAGCAGCAGCAUUCUUGCUGACAGAAUUCUGCUCAUGGACACUUUCUUCCAAAUUGUCAUUUAUCUUGGUGAGACCAUCGCCCAGUGGCGGAAGGCAGGCUACCAGGACAUGCCCGAGUAUGAAAACUUCAAGCACCUCCUACAGGCACCUCUGGAUGACGCACAGGAGAUCCUGCAGGCGCGGUUCCCGAUGCCGCGGUACAUCCACACGGAGCAUGGGGGCAGCCAGGCUCGAUUUCUUUUGUCCAAAGUGAAUCCGUCUCAGACACACAAUAACCUGUAUGCUUGGGGACAGGAAACGGGAGCGCCCAUCCUCACUGAUGAUGUUAGCCUGCAGGUGUUCAUGGACCAUCUGAAGAAGCUGGCUGUCUCCAGUGCUUGUUGAGCUAAGGAUAUAGGCAGGAAAUGGAAGAAAACACUGUCACUUUGUGUUCACAAUUUUUUAUAAAGGCUUAACAUUCCUUUUACUUUGCUGGUGGAUUUUAAUAAAUAAUCAAAGGAAGUGUUAGUAACUCUUUAGAUUUUAAUUUAUUUGUAUUCCUUAUCUGUGCCCUUUUCUUACUCCAUAAAAUUAUAAGGUCAUAAACAUUUUCGUAUUGGUAGAGGUUUAUAUGCUUUUUAUAUCCUAACUUUUAGAGCCUGUAUAAAAUCAGAGCUAAUGUAUUUUGGCAGCGUGCUUACAUGAAAAUCAUAAUGAUCAGAAAGGAAAUAAAUCUGAAGAAAGCACUGGUUAAAAUAAUGCUAAUACAUAUUUUAUUUCUGAAGUCUCUGUGUAAGUCUUGAGUAUGUUUUAUGUAAAUUCUCCAACAAGUAAUUCCUGAACUUAAUCUUCAUUUACUGUCCAAAUAUUAACAGAUAAGGAAACGUAAGAAAUAUGUGCAGCUGUUGAAGCCAAGUGGUCUGGAGUCGCAUUGUCCCUCCCUCACCUGAGAUACAGAGAACAGAUUGGUGGUUACCAGUGGAGGAGGGAUGGGGAAGGGUGAAAUGGAUUAAGUGGGGGUCUGUUGUCCUGUGAUGGAGGGAAACAAGGGACUGUGGUAGUGAGGUCACUGCAAUGCAUACAGAACUUGAAUUAUAAUGUACAUGUGAAACAUGUUAUAAACCAUUGUUACCUCAAUUAUAAAAAUUCCAGCUAUUCCAGCCAGUGGAGUUCAUUCUUGUUGUGAGGUUAUGUCCCCUUUUAACAUAGGCCCCCAGUGGCUAAGAUGGUAAAGAAUCUGCUUAGGAUGCAGGAGACCUGGGUUUGAUCCCUGGGUCCAGAAGAUCCCCUGGAGGAGGGCAUGGUAACCCACUCCGGUAUUCUUGCCUGGAGAAUCCCAUAGACAGAAGAGCCUGGAGGGCUACACAGUCAUGGGGUCGCAAAGAGUCAGAGAUGACUGAGCAACUCUCACACAACUUCUAUGACAACUGUCAUCCAGGAAUUUCUUUUGUUGGACUCCUCUGUUAAUUUCCAGGAGUAAUAAGGACCUAAUCUAUGGCACAGAUUAGCUAUAGCAUCUAUAGCACAUCUAUAAGGACGUAAUCUAUUGAGAAACUCUACUCAAUACUCUGUAAUGACCUAUAUGGGAAAGAAUCUAAAAAAGAGGGGAUCUAUGUAUAUGUAAACUGAUUCACUUUGCUGUACACCGGAAACAUAACCGCACUGUAAAUCAACUAUAUUCUGAUAAAAAUAAGAAGUGCCAGGGGAUUUCCUUGGCAGUCCAGUAAUUAAGGUUCAGCUUCCAGUGCAGGGGUUUUGGAUUCAUAUCUGGUCAGGAAAUUAAGAUCCCACAAGCUAAGGGGUCCAAAAAAACGGGGGGGGACCCCAAAACAAGUGCCAAGCCUCUGUAAGGCAUGCGGUUACAAUUAUGCAAGCUCCAAUACUUUGGCCACCUGAUGCAAAUAACUAACUCAUUGGAAAAGACCCUGAUGCUGGGAAAGAUUGAAGGCAGGAUGAGAAGGGGACGACAGAGGAUGAGAUGGUUGGAUGGCAUCAUCGAAUGACUGGACUUGGGUGUCUGAGCAAGGUCCGGAAGUUGGUGAUGGGCAGGGAAGCCUGGCGUGCUGCUGUCCACGGGGUCGCAAAGAGUCGGAUACGACUGAGCGACUGAACUGAGAGGUCUGCUUGAGAGAUGCUGUCAUAGGGCCCCGUUACGUGGAUGGCAAGGUCGUGGGUUCCAGGCAAAAGACGGAAGUCCCGAGCCCAGCACCACACCUCCUGAGUUCUUUCCGGGCGGGACGUCGGUACUACACGCCCCAGGAUGCACCGGGGCCAGCGCCGGAAGCGGCUGUCCAGAGCGGCUUUUCGUUGGAGGCAGCGGCGGUGAAACGAGACUGGAAGGCCCGCCUUCACCCGAGACUCGGAGGAGUGGGGUCUACGCGGCGGCGUCAUGCGGCCGGCACAAGCUCUUAGUUGGUACCGGCGGAUGUCAGUCGUUUACGGACUGGGCGCCUGGACCCUGCUGGGCUCCUUGAUUUUCUUGAGUCAGAAAAAGAGCAAGCAGCCAGGUGAUAAAGUAGAACAAAAGGAUGCCUCAAGAAACGAACUAUCUGAGCCCCCAAAAGGCUUUUAUGUGGAAACGAUUGUCACAUAUAGAGAAGAUUUUGUUCCGGUUACUGCCAGGAUCAUCAACUAUUUGAAAUCAUGGACUAGUGGCCCUGGACCAAAAUCAUGAUUGACUGCUAAACUCUGAAAACAGAACUUUGGUUCAGCAUAUACAUUUGAGAGAUAGCUUGAUUUCCACUUUCCAUUUGUGAAAAGUGAAUACAUUUAAGUUUGCUGUAAAAUAAAAAAAUAGGCAAUAAAUAUCCCCUUGAAGAAAAGUAAA